CCUUAUUUGCUGGAGCCCCCAUCUCCGGUAUCUUCUUCACAGUCCUCCCUUUAUUCCCUUCAGCAUAGGAUCUGAGUUCGAAGAGAAACUUAGAUUUCUGGGUCCUUUUUUGGUUCUCCCUCUCUUUCCCCCUUCCUCUUCCCCUUUGACGUGGUCUACAGAUCUAAGAUUCGAAGGAAUCCAGAACUAAUUCAAGAUUGACCCUUUUUUUUUUUUCAGAAAUUUAGAGAUUGCCUAUUUACUUUCAAAUAAGAUGGAUUUUGUUUACAAAUUUCUUAAGCUUGUAAUAUCUUUCGUUGUUUGAUUAUUUUGGUUGGUGUUGUUGAUUAUAAUUUGAGUUCCGUAGAUUUGCUAUGGUGACUGAGUUCAUGAAUUGAGAUUGAAUCUUUGUUUUUGAUGUCACCGUUGCUGGAAUAAUCAAAGAAAACCAAGAAAUUUGCAACGAAAAUCAACUAGAAGUGGUUGAACUGCCAGUUCUAAAGACGACUUUUGUGAAGAAGAAAAGAACUCUGAAUUUUUUUUUUAUUAUUAAAUUUGCUUCUAUUUUUUGGAUGAUCUGAAGCCAUGGGUGAUUUGGGUUCCACUGAACCCAAUCAAGCCCUAGAGAGGAAUGGGGAAGAGAGCAAGGGUCCAGAAGAAUGGAAGACGGCAUUAGAGUUGAAGGAGAUAACACGGCGCUGAGAGGAGGUCCGGGGAAAAGAAGAUGAAGUUGGGGGUAUUUAUGUAAUUUUCAGGCUUUUUAUUUAUUAAAUAAUUAAAAUAUUU
Rubroshorea leprosula is the source of this 765-nucleotide messenger RNA. The record is from the annotation of a GenBank genome assembly. Lineage: Eukaryota; Viridiplantae; Streptophyta; Magnoliopsida; Malvales; Dipterocarpaceae.